AUGUCAAUAUUUCUAUUAAAAUAAAAUAUUCCAUUUUCUUUGUCUUCCUGUUUUCGUAGGAAUAUAUUUAUAAGUUUUUUCAUAAAAAAAACUAGACAGUUAUAACAAUAAAGUAGGAGAUAACCUUUUCUACGUCUAAGUUUAGAGUUUAUUUUGUAAAUAUUUUUUUAGCCCAGAAAUCAGCUGUUAUUUUACGAUUGUGGAAUACCAUUCCCUUAGACUGAUAUUAUUUUAAUUAUUAAGUUUGACAUCACUUUUUAGUACCUGUUUAAGGUGUUUUUAUUAUUUUUACUUCAAUAUGUUCAGUUGCUUUUGUUUGAAUAUUCUUAUCGAGGGAACUACGGAAGACACUAAGGUUACACUAGAAACUCUAAAUCUGCGUGAUGAAGAAAAAAACGAUACUUUUUUCCGUCAAGAUAUCCAGCAAGUAAAAAAAUUAGAGAAUAUAACGAAAAUCCAAGCCAGCCUGGUUCAAGCGCGAAAUGUUGGUCAGUGGACUGUGAAUUGUUGUAUAAAUUGUAUUUGUGAAGCCUAUGCGGUCCAUAAGGAAAAAGGAGCCUCAUGUGUUAUUAUUAAUUCAAAAUUGAUGGAUCAUAAAUCAAUAGAUGAAGCUCGAAAAAGUGAAGAUAUCUCUAAAGUCUUCAACAUAAUUGUGACAUCCAAUAAAAAUGUUCGUUGCGAUCCUGAAAUCAUCCUCAGAAAUAUUAGAGAAAAUAUAGCCGAAUUUUUGAGGAAAGAAACACUAGCUGUAGAAGAAAGGAUAAAAGCAUACUCCAUGGAACAGUAUGAGAUAUUAAAUACUUUAAAGGACACGGCUUAUGAAGAACAUGAAACUAUAGUGAGUUUAGUACAAACGUUAACGGACCAAGCAAAACCUGCAUGUACAAAAAAACCCAUGGCAGCUUCCGAAGUGAUGGAAUCCUCAACAGCGUCUUUCAAACAUACUGAGCAGUUUUCAAUGAAAACUUCUGAGAAACGACAGCUGUCAGAAUCGAGAGAAAGUGUGACAAUUAAUCGCCAAAGAAUUCCUAGACGUAGCAUAGCCAAAUCGUUGCCCAUGAAUAUUCCAGCAUUUAUGUCUCAAGCAAGAACUACUUCAUCUGAUGAUUUGGAUGAUUAUCCUGAACUUGACAAAGUGGACAUAGCAGCUAGUAUAAAAGCUCUUGCUCAAAGUGUUCAUGGUGAUGCUGUUUUCGGUGAACUUCCACGGCCAAGAUUCAGUACUCAGAUCUAGAUAUUCAUACAGUACUGAGGACUACUUUUUGUGUAACGCUCGUUACGGUGCUAAACUAUAAGUUUGAAAAAAUUUGAAAAGGGCAUAUUUUGUUCAGUAUUUAGAUUUAGUCAUUUUUGAUAUAGGAUUUUUGAAGAUUUAUUUUUGGUACAAUUUGCAUUGAAUAAUAUGUAGGGUUUUAUUCAAGAAAUUUGGUCUAGGCGAAUAAAUGUAUGGCUUCCUUUAACAAGCAGAAAAAAAUUAUAACUUAUCUCAAAACUAGAUGAUUCAGUUAUUAAAAAUGAAUUUUGAACAGCUGGAAUUAUUGGUAUCAAAACAUUUCUACUAACUUGUUUGGAAACAGUUUUAUCUGGUCACAAAGGGAAAUGCUUUUCAUGGUGAGGAAAAUAUUUUUUAAAGUACACUCAAAUUUUGAGUCCAAUAACAAGAUUACCUAAUCUGAUGAAAAUGUUUUCGUUUACAAAUAUAUUAAUCCUGACACAAAUCAUUCUGCAUAUAAUUCUAAUUUUCUACUUCAUUUGGAGCUAGAGAUUCCACUUGAAAGCCAAUCAACAAACUAUGUUCUGUAUGGAGUAUGCACAAUAUAUUUUUUAAUUUCCAUAUAUUGAAAU
Messenger RNA from Leptinotarsa decemlineata (Colorado potato beetle), 1845 nucleotides. RefSeq names its product Proline-rich Akt substrate 40 kDa (gene PRAS40). The record is from RefSeq and is a predicted model, not a curated record. Gene Ontology annotation, biological process: negative regulation of TOR signaling; negative regulation of protein kinase activity; neurotrophin TRK receptor signaling pathway. Gene Ontology annotation, cellular component: cytoplasm. NCBI's taxonomy places the organism in Eukaryota, Metazoa, Arthropoda, Insecta, Coleoptera, Chrysomelidae.